Messenger RNA from Lachnellula hyalina, 564 nucleotides. RefSeq lists its product as uncharacterized. The coding region runs from base 1 to 564 and encodes 187 amino acids. Gene Ontology annotation, molecular function: peroxiredoxin activity. The transcript has 3 exons. NCBI's taxonomy places the organism in Eukaryota, Fungi, Ascomycota, Leotiomycetes, Helotiales, Lachnaceae. The record is from RefSeq and is a predicted model, not a curated record.
AUGCGUCUCCCAUACAAAGACCCCGAAACCAUAUCUUCCCCCGAAGACACCGCCAUCGUCGACCGCGUGCGAGCCCGCCGUACUCCGAGACCCCUCCAACCGCUCGAUCUCACUCUCCUACACUCACCGGCCGUCGCAGACGGCUGGAACUCGUUCCUCGGGGCCAUCCGCACAAAGACGACCCUGGCUGAUGAUACAAGGGAGAUUGCGAUAUGCAGAGUAGCUGUGGUGAACGAGGCAUGGUAUGAGUGGAUGCAUCAUGCGCCUUUGGCAAAGGCAGGAGGUGUGAGUGAGGAGGGCAUGAAGCUGCUUGGCGAGAAGGAGCUAGAUGGCAAGAAGGAGGGCGGGUUGAGCGAGAAGCAGUGGGCGGUUGUUAGGUUUACGGAUUCUAUGACGAGGAGUGUUAAGGUUGAUGAUGCUGUGUUUGCGGAACUCAAGAAGCACUUUUCCGAGAAGGAGGUUGUAGAGAUUACGGCUACGGUUGCUGCGUAUAACUGCGUUAGUAGAUUCUUGGUUGCUUUGGAUGUUGGAGAGAAGAACAGUGUUAAAGGACCUGGGCAUUAG